Messenger RNA from Ananas comosus (pineapple), 664 nucleotides. RefSeq lists its product as uncharacterized. NCBI's taxonomy places the organism in Eukaryota, Viridiplantae, Streptophyta, Magnoliopsida, Poales, Bromeliaceae. The transcript has a single exon. The coding region runs from base 102 to 521 and encodes 139 amino acids. The record is from RefSeq and is a predicted model, not a curated record.
UUUACAUUACAAUCAUAUGUGGCUCAUAAUGUGUAUUCAACUUAUAAAAGCCCUAACUUCACCACCCUAGCUAUUCCUAGAACUGCACUAGCUACUAGCUAAUGGCUCCAGGAACAAGCUCUAGGAGGAUGUCCUUAGACUUCAUCAGGAACACGACCACGGCCUCCGACGCCUCCGUCGAACCCCGUUCGAUCUUCAGGCACAAGGACUCGAGCCUCCCCUCCCGCUCUGCAGCUUCUGAAGUGGCCACGGUGGUGAACUGUGAGUGCUGCGGCCUGGCCGAGGAGUGCACGCGGUCGUACGUGGCGCGGGUGAGAAGUGGCUUCUGCGGGCGGUGGGUCUGCGGCCUCUGCUCGGAGGCGGUCGCGGAGGAGCUGCGUCGGCAUGUUGUGAAAGAGGAGGCGCUCAGGGCCCACAUGGAGGUGUGCAGGAGGUUUAGCAAGGUUGCUGCCAACCCUGCAGUUGCUCUAGUAGGGACCAUGGUUGAGAUUCUUAGGAGAGAAUCCAACAAGAAGUUGUAACCACUACUCCCUAAUUAUUGCCUGGACUGUGGUCCUCCAUAUAUACCCCUACACAAAUGUGACCUUCUAUAUAUAUCUAUCUAGAUUUGCCAUCUACUCUGCUUUGAAUCUAUCACCUUUAGAGUAAAUAAUUAACUUGUAAA